Molecule: messenger RNA, 559 nt
Organism: Syngnathoides biaculeatus (alligator pipefish)
Lineage: Eukaryota; Metazoa; Chordata; Actinopteri; Syngnathiformes; Syngnathidae
Gene: cox19
Product: cytochrome c oxidase assembly protein COX19
Exons: 3
Coding region: 71-361 (96 amino acids)
Biological process (GO): mitochondrial respiratory chain complex IV assembly
Cellular component (GO): mitochondrial intermembrane space
Source: RefSeq, a predicted model, not a curated record
GUGACGUCAUAUUCGCGCGCCAACGUCAAACCUGCGACUAUUCCUCCUUUCGGUUUGCCAAAUCAAAAUAAUGUCGACUGCAAUGAAUUUCGGCUCAAAGAGCUUUAAACCACGACCACCAGACAAAGGGUCGUUCCCAUUAGAUCACUUUGGAGAGUGUAAAACCUUCAAGGAGACGUUCAUGAAAUGCUUGCGAGACAGUAAUUUUGACAAUUCCAAAUGCCGACUCCAGUCAAAAGCCUACCUGGAAUGCCGCAUGGAAAACCAGCUCAUGACAAAGGAACCACUGGAAAAACUGGGAUUCAAAGACCUGGUGGAUCCUCCUCCCCCAAGCCAAGCAAACGAAGAUUGCAAACAUUGACAUGCUCCAGUAGCAAUGUGCUGAUGGUGUUGUGCUGAGUGUAUCCAAACACUUGUGGAUAUGAAACAUGGUUAUAGCAGUGUGAAAGACUCAAAAAAGUGCACAAGCAGGUUUGAAAGAAGGUUCUAGAUUUGAACAUGUGUAUAUAAAUAUAAGAAGUUCUUUGCCAUAUUAAUCAAUAAACCCUUUGUACUGAAA